AUGUCUUCUGCACAGCAACGUUUGACCCAGGUGGCUUCCCACUUCGGCCCUGGUGGCAAGAAGGGCGUCGCCGGCAUCACCGAGAAACACCCCGACGAUAUCGUUGUCACAUGCGCUCUGCGUACUGCUCUGACCAAGGGUGGAAAGGGCGGCUUCAAGGACACGGCGGCUGCCGAUCUGUUGGCCGGUGUUUUCAAGGCCGUGAUCGAUAAGAGUGGCAUCGACCCUAGUGCCGUCAACGACGUUGCCGUCGGUUCUGUCCUUCCCCCUGGUGGCGGUGCCACUGAAUUUCGUGCGGCCGCCCUCGUGGCUGGCUUCCCCGAGUCGACGGCCGUCCGCAGCUUGAACCGUCAAUGUUCCAGCGGUCUGCAGGCUAUUGUGGAUAUUGCCAACGCGCUGAAAUCGGAUAUGAUCGAAGUCGGUAUCGGUGCGGGUGUGGAGAGCAUGUCCUCUCAAUACGGACCCGGCGCUGUUACCGAGUUCUCGGAUCUUCUCGAGAACCACCCCGAGUCUGCCAACUGCAAGGUCCCCAUGGGCGUUCUGUCGGAGCAGAUGGCCAAGGACCGCAAGAUCUCUCGUGCCGAGCAGGACGCUUUCGCCGCUUCCUCCUACCAGAAGGCCGUCAAGGCCCAGAAGGCCGGCCUGUUCAACGAGGAGAUCGCUCCCCUCGAGGUCAAGUGGACCGACCCCAAGUCUGGCGAGGAGAAGACCAUCACCGUCAAGGCCGACGACGGCAUCCGAGACGGCAUGACCGCCGAGUCUCUGGGUAAGAUCCGUCCCGCCUUCGCCAAGGACGGCUCCAUCCACGCCGGCAACGCGUCCCAGAUCUCCGACGGUGCUGCCGCCGUCUUGCUGAUGAAGCGGUCCACCGCCGAGCGCCUGGGCCAGAAGAUCCUCGGCAAGUACGUGGCGGCCAGCGUGGUGGGCGUGAAGCCCCUGCUCAUGGGUAUCGGGCCCUGGAAGGCCAUCCCUGUGGCGCUGGAGAAGGCCGGCAUUUCCAAGGAGGACGUUGAUAUCUACGAGAUCAACGAGGCCUUCGCCUCGCAGUGCGUGUGGUGUGCCAACGAGCUGGGCUUGCCCAAGGAGAAGAUCAACCCCAAGGGAGGUGCCAUCGCGUUUGGCCACCCGCUGGGCUGCACGGGCUCGCGCCAGGUCAGCACGUUGCUGACGGAGCUGAAGCGCACCGACAAGAAGAUCGGUGUCACCAGCAUGUGUGUCGGUACCGGAAUGGGUAUGGCUGCAGUCUGGGUUCGCGAGUAA
Molecule: messenger RNA, 1260 nt
Organism: Aspergillus melleus
Lineage: Eukaryota; Fungi; Ascomycota; Eurotiomycetes; Eurotiales; Aspergillaceae
Gene: POT1
Product: 3-ketoacyl-coA thiolase peroxisomal A precursor
Exons: 3
Coding region: 1-1260 (419 amino acids)
Biological process (GO): fatty acid beta-oxidation; phenylacetate catabolic process
Cellular component (GO): peroxisome
Molecular function (GO): acetyl-CoA C-acyltransferase activity
Source: RefSeq, a predicted model, not a curated record